Molecule: messenger RNA, 2295 nt
Organism: Trichosurus vulpecula (common brushtail)
Lineage: Eukaryota; Metazoa; Chordata; Mammalia; Diprotodontia; Phalangeridae
Gene: PAOX
Product: polyamine oxidase
Exons: 7
Coding region: 443-1981 (512 amino acids)
Molecular function (GO): polyamine oxidase activity
Source: RefSeq, a predicted model, not a curated record
AGAACGCGGGGGCAGGGAAAGGAGGAGUUACACCGGGCUCUGGUCGGGAGAAGGAUUUAUGGAGGGGUCGGAGGUGGGGCCACGAUUGGAGAAGCGAAGUGAUUAGAGCGGAGGCCGGAGGACGGGCCCUGAUUGGAGGAGGAGCGGAGUUAGAGCUGAGCUCUGACCGGCCGAGCCAAAGCGGAAGGGGGCGGGGUCGGGGUCGGAACGGAGGCGGAGCCUGAGUCGAGCAGGGGCGGGAUCAGAAGGGCGUAGGCGGGAAGGGGCGGGGUCAUAGCGUCUGGGCGGAGGCGGAGGCGGAGGCGGAGGCGGAGGCGGAGGCGGAGGCUCAGGUUUCAGCAGGGUGUCCAGGGCCAGAGACAAGCUGCGGUCCAGCAGAUCCCCGGAGCUUCGCUCCCCAGCCGGAGCGGAGCGCAGCCCGGUAGGCGGGCGAGCGAGGCGCAUGGAGAAAGGCAGCGGUAAAGGCCGGCCCUCCUCAUCGAGCCCCGUCGUGGUGGUGGUCGGCGGCGGUAUAGCGGGGCUCGGGGCGGUGCAGCGGCUCUGCCGGCACUCUGGCUUCCGGAACUUGCGGCUCCUGGAGGCCACUGACCGCUGUGGGGGCCGCAUCUGCUCGCAGUCCGCCUUCGGUGGUGUGAUUGAGAUUGGGGCGCACUGGAUCCAUGGGCCCUCCAAGAACAACCCUGUCUUCCAGCUGGCUUUAGAGUAUGGCCUGUUGGGUGAGAAAGAGAUGUCCGAGGAAAACCAGCUUAUUGAAGUUGGUGGCCACCCUGGUCUGCCCUCUCUGUCCCUCUCCAGCUCUGGCAAAAAUGUGAACCUCAAAUUGGUAGAAGAUGCAUCUAAUCUGUUUUAUACUCUGUUAGACCAAACCCGUGAGUUUCUUCAUAUGACAGAAACCCCUGUCCCCAGUGUGGGGGAAUACCUGAAGAAGGAGCUUGCUCGGCACAUGGUUGAUUGGACAGAAGAUGAAGAGACAAAGAACCUUAAACUGUCCAUCAUGAAUGUCUUUUUCAACCUAGAGUGCUGUGUGAGUGGGAGCCACAGUAUGGAUUUGGUUGCCCUUGGAUCCUUUGGGGAAUACGCCACGUUGCCAGGGCUAGAUUGUACCUUUUCUGAGGGGUAUGAAGGCCUCACAAACUGCAUAAUGACUUCUUUGCCGAAAGAUGUUGUACUGUUUAACAAACCAGUGAAAACCAUUCACUGGAAUGGCAGCUACAGACAAGAAAACUUUCCAGGAGAGAAAUUUCCAGUGCUAUUGGAAUGUGAAGGAGGAGAGAAGUUCCCAGCACAUCAUGUUAUAGUUACCAUACCCUUAGGUGUUCUCAAAGAGCAAAUCAAUACUUUAUUCAGCCCACCACUACCCCGUAGGAAAGCAGAAGUGAUUAGGAGAAUGGGCUUCGGAACCAACAAUAAAAUAUUCCUGGAGUUUGAAGAACCUUUCUGGGAACCAGACUGCCAACAAAUCCAGGUCGUGUGGGAGGACGCAUCACCAUUUCUGGAUGCGAAGGCUGAGCUACACGACAUAUGGUUCAAAAAGCUCAUUGGCUUUUUAGUCCUGCCUCCCCUGGAGUCCACAUAUGUUCUCUGUGGGUUCAUUGCUGGACUGGAAUCAGAAUUUAUGGAAACUCUUUCUGAUGAGGAAGUAAUUUCAUCUCUAACUGAAGUUUUAAGAAGAAUAACAGGAAAUCCACAGCUCUCCAGGCCUAGGAGUAUGCUCAGGUCCAGGUGGCACAGUGCCCCCUACACCAGAGGCUCUUACAGCUACGUUGCAGUUGGCAGCUCUGGAGAUGACAUUGAUACUCUUGCCCAGCCCCUUCCUGCAGACUCCUCAGGCCCCCAGUUUCAGAUCCUUUUUGCCGGGGAAGCCACCCAUCGGACGUAUUACUCUACCACCCAUGGUGCUCUGCUGUCUGGGUGGAGGGAAGCGGAUCGCCUCAUCAGCUGCUGUGACUCCCAGACCCAGCAUCUGAAACCCAGGCCCUGAGACUUUCCUUCUUGCUGCACCUUUGCUCUAAAUGCCGUUCCUCUCCGAUGGCUUUAUGAUUGUUUAGUUAUUAGACACAACAAAUAAUUUUCAGUCCAGCUCAGGCUUUCUUUGGAAAUGUUGAGAGUCAUUCUCUUAAUUUUUAAAAAAUUGUUAGUUGGUAACUCUUAUUUCUUGAAACUAUUGCUAUGCUCAGACUCCCUGAAAAAUUGCCAUCAGUGCCAUGACUGAGCAGCAAGAGCUAAGUGUUCUGGUGAUUCUGAAUACAGUAUGUGAUGAACAGUAUUGCACUAAAAUAAAGUCUUUUAAAAACA